GUUAUUGAACUCAUUUAUUCCUAUAACUACAAUCAGGUCGAUGCCAACAGCUACCCCCAGUAUAAAAGCUGUGGCUGUACCCCCAAAUAUCAAACUUUUAGCCUAAGACUCAAAAAUGCCAAGCCUAUCGAAUUUACUUCUCCUCCAUGUGCUGACCGCAUAGUACACUCGAACACCGUCUUUCUUUGCUUUUAUUACUCCAUUCCUUAUCGAUGGAGGCAGCAUCCGGCCCAUCAUCUUGGGAUAGCAUACCCUCAAUGCCCUCGUCGGCGAUGCGAGCAGCAAAGGAUAUCAUGUUCGGGAGUAUCGCAGGCAUGGUCUCCAAAGUCUUUGAACACCCAUUCGACUUGACGAAAGUGCGAUUGCAAUCUCAAGUUCUCGAUACCACUGCUAGAUUCAAUGGACCAAUAGACUGUCUUGUCAAAACAUGGGAAAAUGAAGGCGUUAGAGGUCUUUACCGCGGCCUUCCGGCGCCAAUAGUGGCCGCCAUGCUAGAGAAUGCUUCUUUGUUCCUGUCAUACAGCGAACUUCAAGACGUGAUACGACGGAUAAAUUCUCAGCCUUUGUCACACGAACUUUCGUUACCUCAGCUUGCAUUGGCCGGUGCAGGCGCGGGCUCCAUCACUAGUUUCUUACUGACACCAGUGGAGCUUGUAAAAUGUAAAAUCCAAGUACAGAUGAUUGCCCCCAAGCCGCUUUCAGUCUCGAUACCUGAGUCUACCGCAGCAGCAAGCCUAGACUCAACCCUGGCACCUGUUUCUCGCCCUCUUCCCGGUCCUAUAGCCGUUCUCAUGUCCGUCAUCCGCACAGAAGGCCUCCGCGGCCUUUGGCUUGGCCAAACUGGCACGCUCAUCCGUGAAUGCGGUGGUGGAGCUUCAUGGUUCGCUACAAAAGAGUUCGUCGGGACAAAACUAAUAAAGCGGCGCGGCUCCGAGCUUACACGUAAAGACAUCCUCCCAUGGGAGUCUGCGUUGUCUGGUGCAUGCGCAGGCGGAGUAUUCAACUUUUCCAUGUUCCCUGCCGAUAGCAUCAAGAGUACAAUGCAAACUGAGGAAGACUUGCGUCCUCGAGGCAGUAAUGCCCCCAAGCCAACGUUCCUUGGCACCGCGAAAGCGAUGUACAGGGCACAGGGUGUGAAGGGGCUUUACGCUGGCUGCGGUAUCACUGUUGCUCGAUCAAUACCCAGCAGCGCGAUUAUAUUUCUGAUUUACGAUGGCCUAAGUAGCCGUUUUGGAUAGUAGAAUGGGCACGAGAACAAAUUACCCCGGGCGUAUUCAUAAUAUAGCUGACCUCUCAUGCGAUGUCUUGAUGUCAAAGUUAAAUUUACAUGACAUGUCCUACGUGCCCGACUCCCACGAGUGGGAGGAGGGUUUUGUCAAACGUCGGCGCUCAGGCACCUGCAAUCACUGUGAGAAACUGUUUCCCCAACGUUUCCGAUCAGGCUCUUUUUUCG
Suillus bovinus is the source of this 1453-nucleotide messenger RNA. Its product is annotated as mitochondrial carrier. The transcript is spliced from 5 exons. Gene Ontology annotation, biological process: mitochondrial L-ornithine transmembrane transport. The record is from RefSeq and is a predicted model, not a curated record. Gene Ontology annotation, molecular function: L-ornithine transmembrane transporter activity. The coding region runs from base 213 to 1238 and encodes 341 amino acids. Lineage: Eukaryota; Fungi; Basidiomycota; Agaricomycetes; Boletales; Suillaceae.